Molecule: messenger RNA, 8384 nt
Organism: Silurus meridionalis
Lineage: Eukaryota; Metazoa; Chordata; Actinopteri; Siluriformes; Siluridae
Gene: igsf3
Product: immunoglobulin superfamily, member 3
Exons: 11
Coding region: 1168-4287 (1039 amino acids)
Source: RefSeq, a predicted model, not a curated record
GCAUUGAAGUAAAGAUUAACAACAAUAAUGAUGUGCUUCACUUAAUGUAUUUUGCAAAUUACGGUGCAUCGUAUUUUACUGAUUUAGUUGUUUGCAGCUAGGGGGCGUGGUGAGAGAAGCACGCUCUUGGAGUGUAGGCGGGGUUCAAAUGAAAGCACCACCCAGGAGGCGGGGUAACCGGCUAAAUGGGAGGGGCUUACUAGAUUUUGAAAUAUGAGGACUAUGAACCGCAGUCGCUCAUAAGGUAAGGUUCGGAUAAGAAAAAAAAAGAUUUGUUUUUAAAACCGGCUGAUGCAGAUAGUGUUAGAAAUGUACAAGAAUAAAUUAAAAACAGCAUGCACUGGAAAAAAAUAAUAAUAAUAAGGCUCUUUUAGAUGGUUGCCUAAACAGUUCACCCGGUAUGUAACAGGAACCGGUGUAUGUUUAUACAAAUACAGUACUGUCCAGAAAUAGGGUCAAGAAAUAGAAACAUUGUUUUUUGGAGAGCGGUUGAUAAACUGUAUAUUUUUUUGUUCAUCACUCUAUCAUUACAAUCAGGAUUUUUCGUUUCCUGGAAAGAUCCCCCACGCGUUUUCGGGGUCAUCGAGCUCGCGCGAGCUCGCGGAUAAUCCCGGAUUGAGCGAGGUUGUGCGACCUUAGGUGGGCGCUUCUUCUACUCCUCCUCCUCCUCCCCCUUCUUCUCCUAUUCACAUCUCUGCUGCUGAAGGUGAAGCCUCGCAGGAGGAGCAUCUCCAUACAAACGGGCGCGCGCACGCACGCACGCACGCGCAUUUAUAUACACACGCAUGUGUACAACCAGCGCACGCACCGAUUAUAGGGGCUGAACUGGGAAACACGGCGGUGAGCUGCACAGGUGCUGUUUGUUUGCUCCCAGGCGUGGACAAGCAGCUGUAGCGUUUUCACACGCGCUGUGUUUAAAGCGAAACCAAACCGGGACAGGACAGUAGACUGGAUAUAACCUUACCUAAAGGGAGUAUAUAGUGCUGAGGUGUAAACUGUGGACAUAGAACACACACACACACGCACGCACACACGCGCGCGCGGAUAUUAUAGACCAGGAGCGACAUUUUCCGCCUGGAAGACUGAAAUCUCGGUGGAGGAAAUAUUGCAGUUGAAGGAGAAGGAAGUUUGAGUGGAGCAGCACUGGGACACGUUCAUUCUCCGGCGAUGGAGAUCAAAUUGCUGAUUGUAGCCUUUGUCCUUUUCGCAGGCACAAGUACAGCCCAGAGGCAAGUGUCGGUGCAGCCCGGGCCUCUGGUGCGAACCGAGGGUUCCCACGUGACCAUCUGGUGUAACGUGACUGGCUACAGAGAGGGAGUGGAGCAGGACUUUGAGUGGUCGAUGUACCUCGAUACAGCUCCUGAUCGAGAGAUCCGCAUCGUUAGCACAGCCCAGGCCAACUACGCCUACGCCGUCUAUGCCCAGCGCGUCAACGCCAAAGAGAUCUACGUAGAGAGACUGAGUGGAGACUCCGCCCUUCUGCACAUCACCAAGCUGCAGGCCAAGGACCAGGGCAUAUUUGAGUGCUACACACCUAACACAGACGGCCAGUACCUCGGCACUUACAGCGCUCGAACCAACCUUACUGUUAUUCCAGACACGCUGUCCGUGACAUCUGCCACUCAGACCCUGUCUAAAGUGGAGGGUGACACACUACUGCUGAACUGCGAGGUGACACGCCAGACAUCUCAGCACACACACGUUGCGGUCGGCUGGUACGUGCGCUCCCCGGAUGAGCCGUCUGCUCCAGCGAGGGACCUUGUCACCCUGACACGGGACAUGGUUCUGAGGCCUGGGACGUCUUACCGCCAGCGUCUGUCCUCUGGAGAUGUGCGGCUGGACAAGACAAGCAGCACAUCCUACCGCCUCACCAUCUACAGCCUACAGCCUACAGAUCAGGGCCAAUACUACUGCGAGGCAUCGGAGUGGAUCCAGGACCCUGAUCGUUCUUGGUACGCCAUGACACGCAAGCAGUCUGACAAGACUGUGGUCAAAGUUCAGCCCACAGAUCGGGACUUUAGUAUCCAAGUGACAACAGAUCGCCGGGCCUACACGGCAGGUGAGCCGCUGGAGCUCCGCUGCACCAUAGAUGCUCAAAAUGUUGCUGAGCGUUUUUUCUCGGUGUCGUGGGUCUUCAGCAGCUCGUCUAUAGCCGUGGUGGGGCCCAGCGCUGUGCCCGUGCUGGGGGCAAACUAUGUGCAGCGUGAGGCCGCCGGCCUAAUGACCAUUCGUAAGGAGAGUCCAUCCGUCCACCUACUCAAACUGCAGCACCUGCUUCCCGAGGACUCCGGGAAAUAUAUCUGCCGAGUGACUGAGCGGGAGAAGACGCCCACCGGAGAGUACAUCGAUCGAAGCAAGCGCUCCCGUAAUGUUCAGAUCACCGUGACUCCCCUGAGCAGUAACAUUACUGUGUCAUUGACCAGCAACUCAUCCGAGGUGUUGGAGGGAGAGCACAUCCACCUGACCUGCUCGGUGCAUUCCACAGUCGGAGUUCUGUCCAUCGUCUGGCAGUGGACAGACAAUGAUGGCAGCACUCCUGCAGUUGACCUGGCUUUAGUGGACCGCUAUGGCACCAUGCAGCCUGGAUCCAGUUACCAGGAGCGGCACAGCUAUGGGGAGGUCCAUGCGGAACGGACCCGAAUGGACACCUUCGUCCUCACCCUGUCCAAUGCCUUCCCUGCAGACGAGGGGCAGUACCGCUGCAGUAUAACCGAGUGGCUUCAAAGUGGCACUGCGCCAGAUUGGGAAUGGCAGACGAUCGGAGAGAACACAGCUACUACUGCCAUCACGGUGAAAUCUGUCGAGUCCUCCUUCUUCGUGUCAGCCUCGUCCCGUACGCCCAGCGUGACCUUUGGUGACUCAUUUGACCUGCAGUGCAUCGUGAAAUCCCGCCACAGCCCUAGCAUCCCUGCCUCAGUGACAUGGCGAUUCCAACCGUCGGAGGGUGGCAGCGAGCUGCGAGACGUGGUGACGUUCACGCAUCACGGCACACUGCAGUGGGGUGAGCAGACCCUGGGCCUCGGUACACGCACCUCAGUGGACCGCACACGCAACAACACUAACUUCCGCCUCAGCGUCACACGAGCCGGGAGAAAAGAGUCGGGGACGUACCAGUGCGCUGCCGUCCUGUACCGCAGAAAUUACGACGGCACCUGGAAGGUCAUCGCUAACCGCACAUCGAAUCUGCUGGGCAUCAGCGUACUGCAGCCAGUGAGCAAGUUACGCAUGCACAAGGUCAACCAGAGCCUGCAGUUUGUCGAAGACAGUCGCGUGCGCCUCAACUGCUCCAUCGCAUCCCAGACGAGUGCGGAGUCCCAGCAUUCCGUGCUGUGGUAUGCACGAAAGGGUGCGGCAACCGAGCCUGAUGAGCUUCUGUUGAAAAUUGAGCGCACCGGGGCGUUUGAAUAUGGGGUGUACGCUGAGGAGGAGCGCCUGCGCAGUCGCGUGCAGUGCGAACGCCUCUCGCCCAGCCUCUAUGGCCUCACACUGCACCGUGCAGAGACCAGCGACUCUGGAACCUACUACUGCCUCGUGGAGGAGUGGCUCAUGGAUCCCGAUGGAGCGUGGUACCGCCUGGCUCGCGACUCCUCUGGAUUCACACAUGUAUUGAUCAAGCAGCCAGCCGUUAAAUUACAGGUGGAGGAGAAUGAGUCGAACAUCACAGUGUCUGAAUAUGAAUCAGUCCGGUUGGGCUGCAGCAUAUCGUCUCAGUCCUCCAAAGACUCUCGCUUCUCUGUGUCAUGGUACAUGUCCCACUCUGAGAGAGAAGGCGAACGGGAGUGUGUGUUUUCUAUCGGCCAUGACUCUGUGUUUGGCAAUGGAAACUGUAGUCCGAUGGAGGAGCCAGGCCACAACUCUCGACUGCAGUUUGAGCGCACCUUAGAUGUCUACAGCCUGACCAUUCAACGGGCACGUCCAGCAGAUGCAGGCAAAUAUUACUGUCAUGUAGAGGAGUGGCUCCUGAACCCACGCAAUUCCUGGUAUCGCCUCACCACAAAGAACUCUGGAGCUACCAUCGUUAAUGUCCUCGAGAAAGUCUCGACACUGCAGUCAGUGGUGUGUUCAAACAACUCCCUGUUCUAUUUCGUUUUCUUCUACCCCUUCCCCAUCUUCGGCAUCCUGCUCAUCGCUGUUCUGCUGGUGCGCUACAAGAGCCGGAGUUCGAACAAGAAUCAGGAAGGCAAAAACGGUGCACCGUUGCUCUGGAUCAAAGAGCCCCACUUGAGUUACUCACCCACCUGCCUGGACCCCCCUGCGCUCAGCCUCCACCCAGGCUCUGUGGAGUAAAAGGGGCAGAAAGAAUGCCCUCUCUUUACUCAUCCUCUCACACUCUCUUUCUCAGUUUUUUUGCUAUCUCUCCUGUUCCUCAGGAGCACUGUGGGCUCCUGAUUCAGCCCCGUAAAUCCAUCCAUACGGCUGACUGAACCCCUACUCAGUUGACAUGGUCAUGGCUGCAGUGGCUACCAGAGGAAAAGCCUAGGCGUUUGGUUUGGUUGUAUCAAGGUUUUUUGGUUUUUUUUGUAUCAUAAUUUACACCCCUCUAUCUGGACUUCAUAUUGUUACAUCGCCCUCUCCUAAGCAGAAGUGCCUGUGUGUCUCAAAGCUUUUAGGUUUUCUUCAGACACACAUGGUCUGUGGUGGCCUGGUCUCCAAUUGGGAUGAAGAAACAUCUUCUGUAAAGGAUUACAUGUGAUUUUAUUCCGUCUUAUGAAUGCAUAGAAUGAACACCCCACACACACACCCACACACACACACACACACACAUUUAUGAAGGCUGGUGCUCACUUCUUCAUAAGUAUUAAUGGUUUGUUCACCUGUUCUAAUUUUAGUAGACUGGCUUCUCAAAAAAAAAAAACACUAGCCUGUAAACAUUUUCAAGCAGGAAUGGUGCACGGGCAGGAAAGUGUGAUUCCACCAUGUGAUAAAAUCUUGAAAAGGAAGGCAGUGAUCUUGCAUUCAGACCCUGUCUCUGUUUGAACUGAUAAAACAGAGGGGAGAGAGAGAGAGAUGUUCCCUCCGACUGAGUCUCAAAAUGCUGUAUUUUGUAUCAAACUCAUCCUCACUGCCAAAGACCCACUAACACUUGGCUGAUUCUCCGUGCUGAAGACGAACCAACCUGUCCGUGCGCACAAACCAUAGUGACUUGACUCUAGUGUCCAUUAUUCUCAUUUGUCUACAUGAGAAUAUAAGAAAGGAGGAUUCUACACAAUGAGACCAUCAACUUCCUGCUCUGACCUGUAGUUUCAUCACUAGUGUUCAGGAGUGGUGUGGUUUUUUGCUUCGUUGAGCAUUGUGCUUUGUUUUUUUUUUUAAAUAUAUAUAUAUUUUCACUCUGAAGUAAAAUGACUCCUGACUGCUGGCCUCUGAGGUGUCUAAGCGAUGUGUGUGCUGUAAGAAACAUCGCAGUGCUUCACCUCUUACUGUGAAUACUUCACCCAUAAACCCUGUAGUGCUAGGCUAAGUCAAGGCAAGGACAAGGUCCUGAUGGAGUCCAGGUAAGGCGUGGAACUUGAACAUAACGAGACGGUUCCUCCCCAUGUACCCCUGGUUUUUAAGCUGCCUAUUGUAGACAAAGUGACUUUUUUUAAAGGAGAGCUUGGUAAGACAUUUCAAAUACACGGGACAAUCCUAGUGCUAAGACCUUUUCAUUGUUUUGUCUGUGCCCUGUAAACUGGUCCAGAAGGAGAGUGAAGCCUCCAGGCUUCAAGAUACUAUGUAAAUAUGGCUUCCCAGCUUAGUCUAGAGGCUUAUGGAACAUGUAGAUUUAAAUAGCUGCUCUUACUGCUGAGACUUUGAUUCUUCGGUAAAUAUUUAUCAAAACUUAACAUAAAACUCCAAGAUAAAAAUAAAAAUCACCCCCUCCAAUGACAGGAAUUUUCCAUUUGCUUUAUCACUUCAUACAACUCCUAAAGGUUCUUUUUUUUUUUUUUUUUUUUUUAAAUAAUGAAUAACUCUUUUAAAGGGACGUUUCCUUAAACAUUUUCUUCUGUUGUGCUGGAAGUGUUUUUGAUAUUCUUAAGUGCAGUGCAUAACUACAGAGGAAGCAUUAAUAUACCUCCCUUGGGCAUGCUGCUUUGCUUAUUAGGGUUCACAAGGCAUCGAUGAAUUAUGCCAUUUCUUGCCAAACCAGUGAAAUUAAUUAUACACCACCACACUGCACUUCUUCUGUUAGGUCAAGGUUUGUUUAAGCCUAUUUUGAAAGCAAAUUCAGAAUAAUCUAAAGCUAAAAGCAUGUGGGAGGUAUAUUUUGUGCCCUAUAUGCCCUUGGAGUUCACAUUAAAAAUGUAUUACCUUCUUCUGUAAUCACAGCAAACGAGUCUACAUGUGCAGGCAGAAUGUGCCUUUUAUCUCUUACGAUGUUUAAUUCACCCUGAAAUAAUAUUUGCUACUAACAGAGAUGUAGCCAAAGAAGUGGCACAAAUAUAGGAGCAGCUCAUGUCCUUCCAAAUGAUCAGGUAGUUCCUUUAAACAACACUAUAAGCAUACCUAUAUUUGCAAAUUGUGACUACUGUUGUGGUUCAAGCUUUAGUCCUGGAGCUUUAGCUAACUAGCAUGCUAACCAUGUAACGUUAGCUAGCUGUUAGGCUAGACCACCUUUCAAUUCUUCUUAAUAUUUUUUUUACUGUACAAUCAAAUCUAUAGCUGUGAUCUGGAGAACAAUACAGUGAUUAUUUGUAAAAAGAUGUUCCUUUUGCUUUUCUUCUGUGUAAAAUUUUUCCUCCCUUGUGCUCGUUUCCCGAAAUCAUCUGGAGCUGUUCCCAGUUACGACACUGCCACAGUUUUGAAAAGGAAGCACUUUGUCAAUGUAUUACAGAUUGAAAUGUGAUUGCUUCAACAAUGAGACGCACGUUUAGUUUAAACCCUAUGUAUGGUAUAAACCCUAAAGUUGUUGUUGAUUUUUUUUUUGUUUUAGGUUUUUUUGUGUGUGUGUUUUUAGUCACAUCCUUUAAAAAGGUCUAAAACCUCUGCCCAUGUAGUGCCACACAGCAUGUGUUAUCUGUUGAGAGCAAGAUGCAGUUCAGCAAGUUCAUGUCCCUCUCAAAACAAGGGAAAAUAUAAUUCAGUAAAAAAAAAUGCAGUGCUACAUUUCAAUCAUCUUCUCUGGCCUACAGUCACUCAUGUGAUUAGUAAAACCGUCUCACCGUCUGCCGAACGAUCUGCACUGUAAAUCCACACAAGAACCUGAGGUGAAAUAUCAGUGGGUGUUUUGGUUAAUUUAUUGAACUGUACUGUAAAACCAUUAGUUUAGAUAGUGUGAACUUCAACGGUUUGCAUAGAUAGCUCUUUCUCACGUGGACUUUUGGAUAAUAAAGCCACUGUUUGCCGUGGCAGAGGGUAUUAUGGGAGGUGCUUUUGCGAGUGGCACAGACGGUGUGGGCUGCGAGAUCAGUCACACGAAGCUGUCAGCUCAUUUUAUUUCUCUUUUUAAAUCGUGUCAAAGUGUAUAGUGCAUGAUGGAAGAGGAGACAUUUUGAUGUUUUGAACUCUUGCGCAGUGUAUUUCGUGACAUCACGCCAGUCCGGCGCCACCCUCUCCAUCUCCUGCAUGUUGUAGGAGCGUUACAAAUUACUGAAGGUCCUGGAGGCCUGGAGACUUUUCAACCCGUUUGGAGCUCAUUGGUCCUCAGUAACCCGAGGGGAAAACUCGCCUGUAAUAAUUGAUCUUUUUUUUUGUUUGUUUUUUUUUCUUUCAAUGUCUAAAACAGUGCCAUGUUUACCUCAAGUUUCGCAGGCGAUACAGUAGAUGAUACACAAGUAACAGCUGCGGGUUUCUGCAGACAGUGUUUAUGCGCUCGAAUUUGCAGUAUAAUGAUAUUGCCUGUGUGGAUGUGUCUGGAUGUGUACUCGCCAUAGGCUGCUCUCGUCACAGGAGAUGGAGGUUGUGGCACUGCCGUGCGAUGUCGCAGCGCCGCCGCCAUUCGAGCUCUAGAGAUUUCCUCUAAAACUAGUGUUUUUGUAGUUCAGCGUAACUAGCGGACCCAUAACACCCUCACAGUGUUGUAGAUGUGUUCUGAGGGCUGCAUGUCAUGGCUGUGUACUGACUUCCAAAUUAGCUGUGGAAUUUGAAAUAAUACAUUGUGGUGAUGUGUUCAAUUCAGCCAGUGAUGCUUUUUCAAGUGCUGUGUUUUUAUUAUCAUUAUUAUUAUUAUUAUUAUUAUUAUUAUUAUUAUUAUUUUGUAAUUAUACAAAUAGUGCACUGAUGUUAAAAAAAAUCAUAGCCUUUUUAUGUUUUGUGUUUUGUUGUAAUGGGUUUUUUUUUGGUAGUUUAUAUAUAUAGAUAUAUAUAUAAAUAUAUUUUAUUGAACUGUAGCAGUCGCUAUCAUGAAAAAGCACUGUUCUGUCAGUUUACUGCAAUAAAAGCAUUCAGUGCACAGUGUUUUGAAA